CCUAAGGCAAGGUCACGUGGGUACUACCUAGCGCUGCUCUCAGUGCUGAUUGGGCGGCCAGAGCCCGUAACGGUGUGUGAGGGGGGAAACGAAACCUACAAGUUAUUAUUGAGAACCACGUGGUACUAGGCUGCCCGCGGCUUCUCUCUCAUCUCUGCCUCAGUGUAACCCGACCUGUCACUCAUGAGCAUUUCUGAAGCCGACCACUAGAUGGCGCUCAUAUACAGAUACGCCUCUCACUGCACGUCAGCAGUUCCUCAGUCUGAUCGCGAGGUGUCUGGCCUGACCGGGAACCUGUUCGACGCUGUUACUGUUGUUACGGGAAGACAUUUCUGAGUGCACCGCCUUUAUUUGCUGCCUUCCUGGUGCCAAAGACUUGACCUGGUGAAUAUGAAUUAAAGUCUCUCCUAUUCGCCCAGCACCAGAGAAUACUUGCUCCUUACCAACAUGGAGGAUCAGUUGUCUGAGCCGGAACCAGAACCAGAAAUAUUACUGAUAAAGAUAAAGGAGGAGCAGGAAUCCGACUAUGACGAUUAUGAGAACCUAACAGAAAGCUCUGGUUCUGAUGGGGGGGAUUUGGAGGAGAGCAAGGAAGAUUCCUUGGGACUAUCACCAGGUUGCAUUAAAGAAGACAAUGGUAUAAAUGAUGAGGGGAAUAAGGAGCAGAGCACCCCAGAUGCCAGUGACUGUUCUGAUACAAUGGAUGUGGCCCAGGGGCCGGCGCAGCACAAAGCAGCCAGUAACUCAGAGUGCGAGUCUGGCAGGAGGAAAGCAGAAGGCUCCGUGAGCUCAGAAGUGUCAGGAUUUAUCUGCAAUAAAUGCGGCAUUAGCUUUUCUGUCAACUGGGAGUUCCUCACGCACGUGUGCAGCAGCAGCAGCGCAUGGAGUGAAACUGACAGAGAACUGAGAGAGGGGGACAGUAAUUCCCAAACCCACCAUUCCGCCAGCACAGAGACGUUCCACUGCAGGGAAUGCGGCAGAGACUUUGUUGUUAAGCUGGCGCUCAUGGAACAUAUGAAGACGCACAAAAAAGCGAAACCAUUCGAAUGCUCAGAAUGCGGGAAACUGUUUGUGCAGAAAAGCAGCCUACGGAUUCACCUGAAAACCCACAGCGAGGAGAAACCAUUCACCUGCACGGAAUGUGGGAAGGGCUUCACCCAGAAGGUGUCGCUGCUCAAUCACCGAAACAUCCACGCGGGACUGAAACCUUUCAAAUGCUCAGAGUGCGGCAAAGGCUUUGCCCAGAAAUCCGCACUCCGCAGUCACCAGACUAUUCACACGGGGGCGAAACCCUUCAAAUGCACAGAGUGCGGCAAACACUUCAAUAAAAAGAGCAACCUGCUGAACCACCAGAAAAUUCACACUGCAGAGAAGCCAUUCACCUGCACUGAGUGCGGCAAGAGCUUUGCCCAAAAGGCCACUCUUCACAAUCACCAGAGCAUUCACACCGGGGAGAAACCCUGCUCCUGCGCAGAAUGCGGCAAGGUCUUUGGUCGCAAGAGCACCCUCCAAAGGCACCUGAAAACCCACGGGGAAGAGAAGCUGUUCUCAUGUCCAGACUGUGGGAAAAGCUUUUCCCAGAAACCCGCGCUGCGCAUACAUAUGAGCAUUCACCCACCCAAGAAACCCUUUACUUGCACAGAGUGCGGAAAGUGCUUUGCCUUUAAAGAAAACCUUCAGAAACACCAGAGCAUUCACGCGGUGCAGAACACUUGCGUCGGCUGCGGAAAAUGGGUGGUUCAGAUGGGAGAGAAAAGGUUCAAGUGUGCCAAGUGCGGAAGGAAAAUCCCGAUCAGCGAAUUGCUCUUCAAAUGCCCCGUGUGCGGCCGCGUCUUUCCUCGGAAAAGCGAACUGGUGAAUCAUCAGAAGGUUCACAUAAGGGAAGCGCUUUUCCAGUGCUCGGUGUGCGGGAACGACUUCUUCAGGAAGAGCGACCUGGCCAUUCACCAGAAAGUUCACGAAAGGGAAAAACUUUUCAGGGAGGCUGAAGGAGGGGGGGAGGUGCCGAAAAAAAAGAAAAAACUUAAGAAACGCAGGGCAGCUUGCUCAGGUGGGGCGGGAGGGGAUGAAGUGGGGGUUUCAGAGAACACCACCUGAGAUUAAACAGUCUCUGAGUGCUCCGUAUACUAAGCACUUCCCUAACAGCUUCCCCAGCACAAACAGUUAAAGGGAUACUGUCAUGGGAAAAAAUGUUUUUCUUCAAAACACAUCAGUUAAUAGUGCUGCUCCAGCAGAAUUCUGCGCUGAAAACUUUUUUUUUUUUUUCAAAAGAGAAAACU
Messenger RNA from Xenopus laevis (African clawed frog), 2279 nucleotides. RefSeq names its product gastrula zinc finger protein XlCGF57.1-like. The record is from RefSeq and is a predicted model, not a curated record. The transcript is spliced from 5 exons. The coding region runs from base 448 to 2097 and encodes 549 amino acids. NCBI's taxonomy places the organism in Eukaryota, Metazoa, Chordata, Amphibia, Anura, Pipidae.